ACUGUAUCGGCAAAGCACGGAUAGCUUGACCGCAGUCCCACCCGCUGCCUGCAUAGUUACCACGCUGCAUAAGUAGCUCCGGCUCUCCCUCGCUUUCUGGCGCUAGUACUCCAUGCAUCUGUUCUGAGAGAUUUGUGUGGGAUACCUCUCCGUGUGUGAAUUGUUUAGGAUAAGUGGAAUAUCUGAGAAAGCCUAGAAAAUAAUGAUAAAAAUUAAAAAUAUAAAAGGACGACGCUGCAUACUAACUAGACAGACGAAAACGUCAAUAGAGUGGAAAUAAUUAGCAUGAACUACCUAUACAUCAUGCAGAAAACGGAAUCAUUUAUUCUGAUCAUAAUUGGUUCCGAGGAGCCGCUCUCCUGAAAACCGUGAAUCGGAUUCAGUGGAAGUACCUGAAGCACAUAAUAUAUGUGCCUGGAAUUUCCUUCAACUAACACAAAAGAGUCCUCCAAACUGCUCCCCGCCCUGCUUCAGCGCCCCAACCUGAUUCCAGAAGGGAGUGGAGCUGAGAGCUCGUCAUGGAGCGGCGCGCCUGCAGGGGUCGCUGUACGUGAGGCCGCGUGACCGACGCCAUGGACACUGACAGCUACAGGCAGCUCCUGGAGACCAGCGACGGUCUGGUCGGUGUGGGGGAGCUGAAUGGCGCUGAUGCCGGCGGCUCGGACUCUGGGUGGUACGUGCCCUAUUCCAUAGGUUUCCAAGUGUCCCUGACCAGCUUCCUCAUGCUUGAGCUGGUUCUGGGCUUCAGCAGUAACCUCACAGUCCUCGUGCUCUACUGCGCCCAGUCCAACCUGGUCGACUCGGUCAGCAACAUGGUGACAGUGAACCUGCACGUCCUGGACAUCAUCGUGUGCGUGCUCUGCCUCCCGUUCACCAUGGUCAUCAUCCUUCUGCCGCUGGACGGCAACCUGGCGCUGCUUUGCUGCUUCCACGAGGCCUGCGUCACCUUCACCAGCAUCGCCACCGCGGUCAACGUGCUGGUCAUCAGCGUGGACCGCUACGACAUCUCCGUGCGGCCGGCCACGCGUCUCCUGACUCCGCGUCGGGCCGCCCUGCUGCUGGCCGCCGUCUGGGCGGUAUCACUGGCUGUCUUCUUCAUCCCUUUCCUGGAGGUGGAGUUCUUCUCUGGGACAGGCAGCGAGUUGAACGACCCCAGCCAGGACCCCAUGUGGCAAAACCGGACGCUGCUGUGCGUAGGGGGGGAGGGCUACCACACCAAGCUUGCCAUGUACUACCACCUGCUGCUGCAGGUGCCCAUCUUCUUCACUGCCGUACUGGUCAUGCUGUUCACCUAUUUCAAGAUCCUGCAGGCCCUCAGCAUCCGCAUUGGCUCACACCUCAAGAGAAGCCAGCGCCGGAAGGAUCCGUCCUGCAGGAGGCGCCGCAAGAAAAGAAAGGGGCCCAGGGAGGGUCUGGAUGGUGGGAGCUGCUCCAGUCAGUCCAAAUAUCUCUCUCAGCCUCCCCUCAUACCCUCCCCCACGCCCACCCCCACCUCCCCCCCAGCGCUGUCCUCAGUACCACAGGUGGCCUCCGACAGCGGGAACGCUCUCACGCCCAGCCAGACAGCGGUGGGCGUGCAAGCUUCAGUGUCGGCCAUCAUAGCCCUGCGGCGGGCUGUGCGGCGGCACCGCGACCGGAGGGAGCGCCAGCGACGCGUCUUCAAGAUGUCCCUGGUCAUCAUCUCGUCCUUCCUGCUCUGCUGGGCGCCCAUCUCUGUGGUGAACAUGCUGAUCCUCAGCCUGGGGCCCAGUGACCGGCUGGUGCGUGUGCGCCUCUGCUUCCUGGCCGUGGCCUACGCCACCACCAUCUUCCACCCUCUGCUCUACGCCUUCACGCGCCAGAAGCUGCGGCGAGCCUUCAGGACUAGAGUGAAGAAGCGGGUGGUGUCCCUGCUCCAGGUCGACCCGGCCCCCAGUGCCACCGUCAUAAGUAACUCGUGGGCGGUGCCACGCAAGUCAAACAAGCCGCGACAAGAAGGCAGCGACGCAACAAACCACUGCCUCACGGAGGCCAUACGGGAGUGAGCCUCUGUGUGUGUGUGUGAGUGUGUUACUCACACCAUUGCAUGGAUAAUUAGGAGGCAUUACCUGUGCACAGGUGUGUUCAUUAGGCUUCCGCCUUAGUGUUUGUGUAGAUGGGCUACCACUGUCUCCAUGACAGCAAUGUUGCAUCAUGCAGAGCAAAAUAACCUUAAGGGUUAUUCACACUGGAUCGAGAGCAGUUCCCAUAAUAAUUUCAUUCGAUCAGUAAAUCGACCAAAAAAAAUAUUUCAAUCUUACCUCCACCCUCUGUGUGGAGUUUGCGUAUCUUCCUGUUCUCCAUAUUAGGACCUUCCUCUGGGUACUCAAGUUUCCCCUGAUAUUCUAAAGAUUUGCGGGCUAAUUGGCACCUCAAAAUGUCCCAUAGUGUGAUUGUGUGUGUGUGUGUGUGUGGGUGGGGGAGGGCGGACUGAGGGACUGGCUUCCUGUCCAGGGUAUUUGCUGUCUGGGACUGACUCCAGCCUCCCCUGAAAACCUGUCUAGGAAAAAUGAUUGAAAGAUGGAUGGAUGGAUUGAUAGAUAAAUUGGAAAACUAGCCAUAUGUCAGACUGGCUCAGACUCAGUGUUGUAAUUUGCCAAUUUGACCUUUGUCCUGAAAACCGAGCAUAAAGCAACAGAUUAAACGCACAUGACGGCAGCGUGCAGGGGAAAGCCUUUCUUGAAGCAAAGGUCAUCGUAAUUUCAGCCCAGUAAAAGCAGUAGAGAACCUGUUGCUGUUCAGUUUGGGAAACUCCUUCCAGCAGCUGAAACUAUGUCCCUAAACUGCUACACGUGUGUUGGCACAUAAAGACUGAUCAUUCAGGAGGGGUGUCAUCUGAAUACAUGAAGCCUCACUGAACCUUACUGGCGAAACGGAUCCUAAAAAUGAGCAAAUUUGGCAUUCUCAAGAGGAAUACUAAAGGUUCCCCAUGUAAUUAUUUAUUUAAAAAACAUUAUUAGUAAUUAACAAAUAACAUAAUAUUAGUAGUAAUACUAGUUGUAGCAGUAGUAAUAGCUUACUAGUAGCAGCAGUAGUGUCAAAGACUAUCACAGAAAGUGGACUCUGGAUAGUGUCUAAACCAAGGGUGACAAAUUCCAGUCCUGGGGGGCCGGAGUCCUGCACAUUUCUGGAUUUCCCCUCAUUUUACACACCUGAUUCAACUCCUUGUGCUAGUUAACACACAGCCCUUGAGAACUAGGCUACACAAGGCUCUGGUCCCCCAGGACUGGGGUCUGACACCUCAAACUGUAUAUUAAUUAACUGAAGCAUGUACAGAAGCCUCUCCAUGAGAGGAACUUGUAAAACUAAGCCUGUCAGAAUCUGAAAAUGUGCCUUUUAUGCAGCGAGUCUGCCGUUCAGUAAUAAUAGUGAAUUUUACAGAAAUUGUUAUGGAAAUGUUAGUUUAUUCAUUUACUUGUUUGUUUGUAUUUUAAGAGAAUAUUUAUCUGUUUCGUUUCAGCAGAGCAGAACCCACCUGUACGCUGACAGUUGCUGACAUUGUCUCACUGAGCUGAGGACAGGGUGUAGUAAGUUUAGACUUUUUCAGAGGCUUCGUGAUGUUGUGAAUGGCGCACAUAUUCACUCGGUGCCCCUACUUUUGUUGUAUUUUUGGCUGUUCGUCGUCCUGUGCGGCUUCAGCUGUUAUUUCUGCAAAGGAUGUACCAAACAGUGCUGCCCCCACUGAGCCGCCCCAUUCUUCGUGGUAUUUGUUUUUUGUCUGUAAAAGCAGAGUUUGUUUGUAUAUAAUUCUAAAAAAACAUUUUUAAAACGUGACUCGCCGUGGGUCACCCGUAAGACCAGCCGCAAUAACGUUUCCUCUGUUCACUGCAACGCUGAUUCGUCAAUUAAAAUGAAUCUUCGUGAGCUAUACACACAUUGCAGCACUUUUCUGUCCGCCCCAUUUCUGCUUUUUCAAACCACCUUUAUUGAGCAUUAUAUGUCAAAACAAGAAAAAUGCAGUAAUACAGGUAGUGCAUCAUGAAAUUCUUCAGCAGACAGUCUUGUACGCUUUAAUACUAAUGGGAAAAGGAAGAACAGAGAACGAAAACGAAAAAAGAACGAAAAAGAAAGAAUUAAGGAAAGAAAGGGAGAAGGCAAAUGUUUUGCAUCUAAAUGGUGGCUUUUAUAAUAAUCUUACAUUCUCUGCAGAUUGACUCAGUUUCUCGUUCCCCUACCCGGAGGGACAAGCCGCCACAGCGCCUGUGCGCUUCUGCUCUCGUCCUUCGUAACAGUUUCACGGAUCCAUCUAUGCCGCGCGCUAAUAAUGAUUCAAGACAAAUAAAGCCUUUUACCCUCCAAGGGAAAUGCGUUUUUGUAAUAUAAAUGUGUCCUUGUCCAGAGGACACUGCGCACGGGACACGCGUUGUACAUGAACUGUCAGCGAUUGUUCCUUUUCUAUGCAAAACUAUACCGAUCUUUGUCCCUCUUGGCUGUGAUGUGUUAUGUGGUGUCAGCACGCAAAUGAAAUAACUGAGGAAUAAGCAGAACAGACAGAUGUAAUAGAAUGUAAUACGUCACAUGAUGUUUCAUGACAGCAGUAGUAAUAGCUAUAAGGACAAGAAGCACGAUUUUCUAGGAGACGAAGGCUACAGUCUGAGUAGAAACCCAUCUUUAUCAGUAGAAAUGGCAAACGGAGGAGUCUUUUGAACCGAAAAACUGAAAAAUGUCUACCAUUUCUGACUUAUUUUGUCCUUAUUAAUCUGAACCUGUACAUUUAUUAACUCAAAUAGUCUGUACAUAAUAAUAACAAGAUAAGUACAAUAAAGCCAAAUCCAUUCAGAAAGGCUAAUAAUAAGGUGUAGAAACAACCAGAAAUAGUAAUAGAAAUGCCUUGCAACCCAUAGUAGCUCCAAAUAAUUUUUUAAUCAGUGUAUAUGUUCAUUAACAUCACAGUACUGCACAGAGAAAAUCCACUCAUGCCCUGCAAAGCAGUCAUACAUUCAGACUCCUUAAUUAAACAUAACAAAAGCGUAAUAAGGAUCGGGCUGGCACUAAUUAAACCAAGUACAAGGAGCAGGACACGAUACUGUGUGCAAACUCAACUCGUUCCUGUGAGGGUCAAGAAUAGAUUUAACUGUAAUUAGAUUGAAGAUGCCUUAACUGUUUUCUGAAUAAACAGGUGCUAGAUGCAUUACCAUGUGCAUGUACUUCAGAGGAAUGUGUUUCCUGUAGACUUGCCUGCAGUGUGUAGGAGGGUCUUUCGCUGGGCACAUAUGAGAAUGGACAGUAAUAGGCACCCUCUGUUUUAAGCGAAUGUCAUGGGGAUAGACCAGCCCUAUAAGGCGACACGAAGUCAGCUUGCUAAACGUUCUUCCUCAUCUUCAGUUUUUCUACAAUCGCGGAACCGACAAUCACAGCCCUUCACCGACACAGCGCUCCCCCCCCCCCCCCCCCAAUGGGUAUCCAUCUGGAACCCGCCUGAAUUGUCUCCGCCACUAGGGCUAAAUCGUGCCCGAGAACAUUUGCAGUGUUCAGUAGAUGCUAUACAUUGUGCACGAAGACCCCCAGCAAUCACAAUGUACAGGGUAUUGAUCCACAUAAACUGGCAGAGCGUGUUUAUCAAGGUAGACCAGUGCGACUCCUACAAACCGUAUGUUAGACUCACACUUUUUCGUUUGUUUUUAUGUUUAUGAACACAAAGAAGUUGGGCUUCCCUUCAUUCUUUGGUCUCGGCUUCUCUGAACGAUGCAUAUUGUUUGUUAAGCACCUGGCUCAUGUUCUUAAGGCUCUUGUUGACAGUAUAUUUAGAUGUUUGCUACUUAGCUGAAUAACUCCAUUGUGUCGUGAAUCUUGUGUCCCUGUCUGUGGGCGGUUCACUGCUUUUAUUCAUAGGCAGACUUUUAAAGUUAUCAUCACUUGCCUCGAUGACCUCUUAAUGACCACAGCCAGUGGUGUUGAACAUAUUGUAAUGUCAAUAUAGCCUGAUCAACGCACAAAUUUCAUGCAGUAGUUGAGCAAACUUAUUUGUUCUAUGUAUGUAAUUACUGUGAUCCAUUCCUUUUGUGUCAAUGUCAGUAUCUCUAUGAGCUCUUGUAUUAUUGCCUUAUAUUGUAAAGUCAGAUUUGUUGUGACAGUAGUUACAUAUUAUAAAAAUGCACCCCUCCCGCAAGACCCAACCUUAUAUGCCAAAGACAAUUGGAGCAAAGCCCCCCUCCCACAGCAGCCUCUCUGUCCAAGCAGGACCACUAAGUUCUUAUUGAAAAUAUGUCACUGCAAAAGAUCACUGCUCAACAACAUCAAUACUCUCCAACUGUAAUUGGUAAUGAAGCUGUUUUUUUUCUGAAUGGCCACAGAGGGCUUGUGACAUCAUCGAUGAGCUUGUGACCACCUUUCUAGAUACAGUCCUUUAGGGAAUGAUAGGGAUGUCCGCCAUGUGUCCAAGGAAUGUUUACAGUGAUGUUGCAACGGAACUGUCAUUUUGGCGUACUUCUGACUACCUGUCUGAUGCGAUGUAUUACUUGUACUGUAAUAUUUUCUUUACCCAAGCCCCUUGGGGGAGAACUCCGAAGGGGCUGUGGGCCCCUGUCAUACCACUGCUCUGCUCCACCAUGAGCGGAAAUAUUUCUCGCCCCUGCCAGCCCCAUCUGGCAUCCGUUCUCCUGGGCUUCGACAGUGGGAUCUCGAGUCUACGUUCAGGGAUGUAAAAAUUCACACUCUUCUGGCACCGGAUCAAAGACUACAAGAAAAGACCUGAACUUCAGUCGUUCCAGCCAACCCACGAAACAGACCGGAAGUGUGUAAUAAUAUGUCUUAUGUGUGCUGUGAAAAUAUGUGCAUGUCAAUGUACAUGUCUGUACAGAUGUUAUUGUUGUACAGUAAAUUAUUUAUAUGUGUAAUUAUGUAUAUCUUUAUAAAGAAGAUGGGGCAAAAAUAAAACUGAC
Brienomyrus brachyistius is the source of this 6899-nucleotide messenger RNA. Its product is annotated as G-protein coupled receptor 22. The coding region runs from base 573 to 2024 and encodes 483 amino acids. Gene Ontology annotation, molecular function: G protein-coupled receptor activity; peptide binding. The transcript has 2 exons. Gene Ontology annotation, biological process: G protein-coupled receptor signaling pathway. The record is from RefSeq and is a predicted model, not a curated record. NCBI's taxonomy places the organism in Eukaryota, Metazoa, Chordata, Actinopteri, Osteoglossiformes, Mormyridae. Gene Ontology annotation, cellular component: membrane.